Molecule: messenger RNA, 4934 nt
Organism: Topomyia yanbarensis
Lineage: Eukaryota; Metazoa; Arthropoda; Insecta; Diptera; Culicidae
Gene: rempA
Product: intraflagellar transport protein 140 homolog
Exons: 5
Coding region: 314-4720 (1468 amino acids)
Biological process (GO): intraciliary retrograde transport
Cellular component (GO): intraciliary transport particle A; ciliary basal body; axoneme
Molecular function (GO): protein binding
Source: RefSeq, a predicted model, not a curated record
GUGUUUAGUUCUUGAAAUUCUUAACAAUUUAAUGAAUUACCUGUUAGAUUUUUAUUGCUUUUACAUUAAAACAAUAUCAAUUAAAACAAAUUAUUUGGCAUUUAUUAAAAUAUCGUAAUUUGUCUUUAUAAAUAGAAUAUAAUGUUUUAAACUACACUGCACCUGUGCGUUGUCACCAUGGAAACGGUUUGUUGUGUGAUUGCUAGUAAACAAAUAAUUUUAUGAAUGAGAUAAUGGUUCAUUCAUCAAGCUGUCGGAAACAUUUUGUUGGUUUGAUCAAUAAAAAUUUUCGCUUCCUUUUACCGCCUGGAAGAUGACACUGUAUUUUGACACAAAGGUCCAAUUUUUGGACAGUGAAGCUAUCAGUACCGUCAGUUGUUGGCAUCCAAAUGAGCCGAUAUUUGCGGUGGCAUCUUAUAGCAAUGAAAGAGGUGGAUCCGUUACGAUAUUCGACGAUGCUGGUAUACCUUUAAGAAAUAUCACUUACCCAGUGCAUUCAACAUCGCAAGCCACCGUUCUUACGUGGCACCCGGAGAAGAAAAUAUUGCUAAGUGGCUGGGAGAAUGGUGAGAUCCACGCGUGGUAUGAAGGAAAGCGUGACUUCACGACGAUCAACGGGCCCCACAAGUCCCCAAUUAUGUUGCUCGAGUUUAGUGAAAAGGGUGGCAGAGUCGUUACGGCUGAUGCCAUGGGCGUACUUACUGGGUGGCGUUAUGAUGGUCAUGGACAGUUUUUAACAUUGUUCCAUCAUGAGCUGAGGGAUCCUUUGCUGCAUAUCACGUUCCGGAGGUCGAUUGAAAGCGCAAGCAAUCGAGAGUUGACUAAUCUGGCCAAAGCUGCGGUCGCUGGCGAUGAAGCUGCACUGGACACGCUGACUACCUGGCGGCCACGAACGGCUGUGCGCAAUUUGGCGCAUUCAUCGUCGCAGGAUAACUACUGUUUCUACGCUUGUACCCAGGCCGGCUUCUUAUACUAUAUCAAUCAACAAGGCACAUGCACAGAAAUCGUACGCGGAGAUAGCAUCCCAAUCAUUCAGAUCUUGUGGCAUCCCAAACAGGACUCAAUCGUACUACUGUUGGAAGAUAUUACUAUUGGUCACUACGAGGUAGAUGGCAACGGUCAAAUCACCGAGCUGGAUCGAGUGAAACUAUCGGGAUCGGUGAAAGUGUCUGGUUAUAAGAGCGCUAUUACCUGGGUUGCCGGGGUGGGAGCGGCUCUUGCAAUCCUAACGGGCGAUCUAUCCGUAAGGAUUUGGGACAUCGAAAGCAACGAUAACUACGUAUUAUCGAUGGAAUUAGUGAAUGGUGUGAAUGUUGAUGGGAACAACGCGGUUUCGCGCGCUCCUGCAGUAGAAGUCUUUACUUGUGUUGCCUAUUGCAAGGAAAACCAAACGUUGAGUGCCGGUACAAAUCAGGGAAAUUUGUAUGCAUGGCGGCGCUUGAAUGUUAAUCGGUCAUAUGACUAUCCGGAAAACCAAUGGCAGCUAUCGAAUGUUACACCGGUAAGAGGAACGAUUAAAAGUCUCACCUGGGGGAUAACGGACACAAAUCGACCCUGCAUGAUGGUAAACUGUUUAUCUAGUGUUUUCAUAUUGAAGGAGCAACCGCUGCUAGCUGGACAUACCCGAAAUUUGUGGGCAACCCAGAAAAAAUCAAACCAGCUGGCUCUUGUGUCGCAGAACUCAUUGGCUUCUGCGACAAGUGACACGAAACAGCGAAAGGCGGUGAUGAAAAGCGAUAAUUCCAUCAUCCAUCUUGCAUUGAGUGAAAUAAAUCUUGUCGUAACGAAUGGCCGUACGGUCGCUAUCUAUCGAGUGGGCAGCAUGGGUGCUACCGGCGGUGGCUCUUCCAUCGUGUCCUCAACGACUGGCAUUGAUGAAGAUGCCAAUACUCUGUCCAUCACGCAUGUCGGCAGUUUUGGCGUUGAUUGUGUCGCGAUUUACCUCUACGAGCAGAGCGUGGUAGCCCUCGGAGCAGAACAUGUUAAAAUUUAUUCGCUCAGUGGAGUUGUGCUGCAGGAGAUAUUCUUCAAUGAUAAUGAAGGUAAACCAAUCGGAGCCGAUCUGUUGGGCCAGUAUCUGACUGUCUUCACCCUGAACGGUUACAUCAAGUUGUUUGACAUUUCGCGUCACGAACUCAAGCUGGUACAACCACCGAAAUGUGCGUACGAUUUGUUCGAAAAGUUUGGCGAAAUCAUUUCAGCCAAAAGUAACUCAACCGGAACCUAUCUGGCGCUGACUAUAGCAAAUGAACAGUUGCUUCCGGAUGGAAAGUUGUAUCUCUGGAAUUUGGAAAGUAACAUCAUCCAGUACUAUGAGUUUUCAAGUAAGCUUGACUCAGAUUCGGUUAUUCCGCAUCUGCCGGUAGUUUUUUUCUGGGACACUGAUGACCCGAGGAUGUUAGUUUGCGAGACUAAACCCAUCUAUGGAUCGGGUCAGAAGGUUACUGGGAAAGCUGGAAAUAUUCCUGAGUCGCAAAUCAACAUUAUGUUUGUGGACCAAAAAACGCAAUUAAAGGAGCUUGAGGUAAUAGAAUUAAAUAGUGGCGAUCAGUUGAUAAAUUUGUGCAUACCUCAUGUGGUACUUCUAAAAUUGAAUCAGAUCGAACACAUCCCGCUCCGGGACUUCAAAGGUAUGGAGCAUUGUGAUGUGGUGACUAGAAAUAUGGUUCUGAACUUCAGUUUGAAUGUGGCACAGGAGAACAUGGAUCAAGCGUUUAGUUGCAUUCGGUCACUGAAAUCGGAUACAGUUUGGACUAAUUUGGCUAAACUUUGCGUACAUACUGGUCGUUUAGAUGUAGCAAAAGUUUGCCUAGGUCAUCUCAUGAAGGCUAGAUCGGUUCGCGCCCUUCGAAAGGCUAUGGAAGAUACGACGUUAGAGCAUGAGUGUCGCGUUGCGGUAUUGGCAAUUGAGCUGAACAUGAUUCCAGAAGCAGAAUCUCUGUACAAACAAGUUGGCCGUUAUGAUCUGUUGAAUAAGUUGUAUCAGGCUGCUGGUAGAUUUGAUGAAGCGUUAGAAAUAGCAGAGAAUUUGGAUAGGGUACACUUGAAAAACACAUAUUAUAAAUAUGCAGAGUGGUUGAAAGAAAACGGUAAGACUCAGAAAGCAAUACAAUACUACGAGAAAACGAAUACGCUAAUGCAUAAUGUUAGUCAGUUGCUAAUGGAUGAUCCGGCCUCGUUAAAGAAAUAUAUGCAGACCACGAAGGAUCCUGAGCUGUUGAAAUGGUGGGCACAGUAUAUCGAAAGUAGCGGUGAUAUGGAAGGAGCGUUUAAAAUUUAUCAGAAGUCUGAGGACUGGUUUUCUCAAGUCAGAAUCUUAUGCUUCAUUGGUCAAAUUGGAAAAGCAGACGAGAUAGCCAGAAAUAGCAAGGAUCGGGCUGCUUGUUAUCAUUUGGCAAGAUAUUAUGAAAACAGUGGGAAGUUUUCAGAAGCCAUUCAAUUUUACACACGAGCAGAAACGUAUGGUAAUGCCGUACGAAUAUGCAAGGAAAAUGAUCUCCAAGACGAUCUCUGGACUGUUGCAUGCACGGCGCGACCACGUGAUAAAGCUUCAGCGGCAGCUUAUUUUGAAGAAAAUGGGGACUAUCGACGAGCUGUCGAGUUGUAUCAUCGAGCAGGAAUGCUGCAUAAAGCUGUAGAAAUGGCAUUCAAAUCCCAGCAGCCAGAAUCGCUUCAGGUGAUUGCUUCCGAACUGGAUGCAAGCUCUGAUCCAGAGUUGGUAGGUCGCUGCGCUGACUUUUUCAUCGGGGUUGAGCAAAAUUAUAAAGCUGUUCAGUUGUUAGCAAGUGCUCGACAGCUGGAAAGAGCUUUAAAGGUGGCUGCUGAACACUCGGUACCGCUGACGGAAACUUUGGCGGAGCUUUUAACGCCUACAAAAAAUGAAAUCCCAGAGGAAAGUCGAGUGGCGCUUUUGUUGCAGCUUGGCGAGAUGCUACAAGAGCAAGGUGACUAUCAUUCUGCCACGAAAAAGUUUACUCAAGCCGGCGAUAAAAUUCGUGCGAUGAAAAGUUUAUUAAAAUCUGGCGAUACCGAGAAAAUAAUCUUUUUCGCAGGGAUGUCACGUCAAAAGGAAGUAUAUGUGAUGGCAGCUAAUUAUUUGCAAGCAUUGAGCUGGCAGAGCGAUUCUAAAAUUUUGAAAAAUAUUGUAACUUUUUACACAAAAGGACAGGCCUAUAAUCAAUUAGCGAAUUUUUAUGCCAACUGUGCUCAGGCAGAAAUUGACGAAUUCCGUGACUAUGAUAAAGCUUUAAAGGCUUUGCAGGAAGCAGGAAAGUGUUUAUCCAGAGCACAGCCACCUUCUCAGAAAACCACUGAAACAUUACAACAAGCAGUGAUGGAAGUUCGAAAGUUUAUAGAUCUACAGGACGCUGUAGAAAGAAGAGAGUUCUUAUCAGCAAUCAAAAUAUUGAAGGUUAAAUUAGAAGAUCAGGUUGCCCCACCGGUGAGAAUUUGGGACCUUCUGGCCUUAUUGGUGGAAUGUUUGGUUUCGACCAGCCAAUACUCAGAAGGUCUGUUCUAUUUGAAACAGCUUGCACAGAAGAAGCUGGAUUGGUAUCAACAGGAGUUGAUAGAGAAGAGUUUGUUGGAUAAACUUGUCGCGGAAACAGGUAUCAAUCUAGAGCCUUACGCAAACCCUGGCAGAGUACAGCGACCCCUAACUUCCUCAACGGUGACAAUGAAUAGUGACGACGAAGAAAUUCAGGAAGAGUUUGAAGAUUGAGAGCAAUCUUGUUUAAUUGUCGCUUGUCAAGAAUAAUCGUCAAAAGUUGCGUGACAGUUGUUAACAACAUCUAUUUGUAACGCCUAGUUUUAAGCCCAGACGAAGAGAUUUAGUUUUCUCGAAAAGUGGCAAGAAACCAUCUACUGAUAUGGCUGCCCGAAAGUUUUGUACAAUAUUAAGUUAGAAAAUUGAAAAAAAUAUCAUCACAUUUUAA